AUGUCAUCAAUUGAUCAAUCAAACAAAAAAAGAAAAAUUUUGACUUGGGGUGAGAAAAAACAACUUUGUGAAUUUCGUGAAAGAAAUCCAUCAUUCACAUAUAAGGAACUUGGUCGGAAAUUUGAAGUUGCAGAAAAUACAGUUUGUAACAUUUUGAAGGAUAAAAAUAAAUGGCUAUCCACUAAUCCUGAUGAUGCUAACAAGCAAAAAUAUAAAGCUCCAAAAUAUCCUGAGCUUGAAAGGAGUGUUGAAGCCUCUGAUAAAUUGAGUGCAGAGAAUUUUAUUAGAAUUGAAGAAGAAAUUCAAGAGUUUGGUGUUGAAAAUACCGAUGAAGAAAUUAUUAGUCAUGUAAAACCAACUGCUGAAUCUGAACCAGAAGAUGAAUUAGUAGCUGUUGAACAAAAAAUUACUACAGAAGAUGCAUUAAAAUCUUUAGACACCAUCCUUUCUUAUAUUCAAAAUCCACCUGAAAACCUUACUUUUGAAUUAAAACACAUUAAAUCAAUAAAAUCAGUUAAAAGUCAUAUAUCCAAAUAUUCUCUUGCUUCUAAAAAACAAAGCAAAUUGGAUCGUUGGUUUACUACUAAAAAUUAA
Messenger RNA from Entrophospora candida, 594 nucleotides. The record is from the annotation of a GenBank genome assembly. NCBI's taxonomy places the organism in Eukaryota, Fungi, Glomeromycota, Glomeromycetes, Entrophosporales, Entrophosporaceae.